Messenger RNA from Bubalus bubalis (water buffalo), 1405 nucleotides. It is a transcript of the gene HOPX, whose product is annotated as HOP homeobox. Gene Ontology annotation, biological process: cell differentiation; regulation of transcription by RNA polymerase II. Gene Ontology annotation, cellular component: nucleus. The record is from RefSeq and is a predicted model, not a curated record. Bases 452 to 673 code for a protein of 73 amino acids. NCBI's taxonomy places the organism in Eukaryota, Metazoa, Chordata, Mammalia, Artiodactyla, Bovidae. Gene Ontology annotation, molecular function: DNA binding. The transcript is spliced from 3 exons.
AUCAACCUCAAGCCUAUGCUUUGAAAUGAGGCAACAUUUAACUGGAAGUCCAUUCAAAAUAAGGAGUUCAGCCCAAGGGUCCAGGGUCCUGCAUUUCUUCCUUUUUCUCUCAGCUGCACCUCUCUCAUCCGAUCUUGGUGAAGAGUUCUCCUUUGCCAAGAAAGAGAUCAGAGAUAAGAAGGCAGUGCCAAGAAAGUUCCACGAGACUCUCAGAAGUCACCGCCUGAAUACCAAACCUGAAUUACCAGGAGAGAUGGAAUGCUCGGCUGUUCUCCUCCUGCCCACGCUGCAGGUUUUUCAGGUCCCUGCUUGAGCGUGCACUCACAGGCGUAAAUAAACGUGCUAUCCACAGCCUGCGUCAGCCAACCCAGCUAUUUAAGCAGGCUGGCAUCAGCUAACUCAGCAUCCAAAUCCAGGGCUUGCCUUUGCCGCUUCCACCCGUGCCGGGACCAUGUCGACCGAGACCGCGAGCGGACCCACUGAGGACCAGGUGGAGAUCCUGGAGUACAACUUCAACAAGGUCAACAAGCACCCGGACCCCACCACGCUGUGCCUGAUCGCGGCAGAGGCAGGCCUUUCGGAGGAGGAGACCCAGAAAUGGUUCAAGCAGCGCCUGGCCCAGUGGCGGCGGUCUGAAGGCCUACCCUCUGAGUGCAGAUCCGUCACAGACUGAGGAGAUGGUGGGCAUUGGUGCUCCCCUUCAUGAAGACCAUCUGCUGUUUCUCUUCUCAGCUUCAUCAAGCUAUUUUUGUUUUUCAGUGUAGCGUUAUUAUGUCCCACUGUUAGCUGUCCUUCUAUUUAACACAAUGUUGUAUUUUUUUUAAUGUACAUAACUAGAGAAGAUAAUGACAAUUUUUCUAUGUGCAAGCACAUAGGAAGCUGUGUGCAGCAGCUUCUGUGUAAGGCAGAGGUGUGGCUGCAGAUGGUGUGGCUGGCAUUUCCUUUUGAGUCAUGAUGACAGAUGGUGUUAAAAACCACCUAAGUUUCCUUUUGACCAUCACCUCCCCAUAACAAUUUACUGUCAACAUCCAUUUCAGAAUGGUCAAGGCUUCUGUCGAAAAGAUAACAUGACCAAGAGAAAGACACUUUUCCUUCUAAUUCCACUUCCCUAAGUCAUUUUCCUUGUGUUUCAUUUAAUACAUUGAGUGAGAAUACAGAGGGACUUUGACUCAUGUGGAUUUCAUAAAGCAGUUCCUUGGAUUAUAGCUGAGUUAACUUGGAAAGCACUCAGGCUGGAAGACAGAAAUCCCAACUGGCAAAAAUCAAAUAACUAAGGGGGAAAAUCCACAAAAGUCUUGAAUUUCCCUUAUUUAAAUACAUUUGUCAAUUUAUUUUGCUAAACAAAAUGAACUGCUUUUUGUCUCUGAGAUGAUGUUCCAAAUAAAACCUUAACAUUUUGUGAAAA